Messenger RNA from Amoebophrya sp. A25, 1698 nucleotides. Lineage: Eukaryota; Dinophyceae; Syndiniales; Amoebophryaceae. The record is from the annotation of a GenBank genome assembly.
GUGAGAACAAAUCAUUGCAUUUUUUGAAUAAAGAAGAAGAACGUGUUUUGUACUUGUUUUUUUGUUCACCACUUGUAUCAUUAAUCUAGUUCUUGUAUUCGUUUAUAGUACUACUUCAUUUGUUCUUCAUCUACGAGGCAAUUAUAACAAGAAUAUUGUUCUUUUUGACUAUAAUUCAACUACAACAUCAACAACAUCUUUCCUCCUGUUUACAAACCCGAGUAGUUAACUAAGACUAACUACUACAACUAUUAAAAAAGGCAGGUAACUAAGAGUAACUACUACAACUAUUAAAGGCACAUGGCCUCUACUUCCUCGUCGUCCACGUCCUCUACGUCCACCUGGUUUAGCGCUACUUUGACGUCCACCAUGUUGCCUUUCUCCACUUUCUCCACUUCUUCUUUUCGUCGCACCUGCUUUUGGGUCGUCGUCUUUAUGCGUUUGGAGGUCCUUUGUGUCCGUAGCAGUGCUACCUUCUAUGGAGAUGAAGCGGACAGGAUUGACGACCACCUCACAGAAGCGGAACAGGAAAGACAAAUGUAUCCUGGUCGAGCUUCAGCUGCCUUGUUUAGUGGAGGAGAAUUUCCAGGAGCUUCGACUGAAGAAGGUGGUAGAGAGGGGAGACAACCAAGUAUCCGUUUGCUGUAUCAGCAACCUCCGGUAGGUACUGUAGUGCCUCGGCUGACGCUUCCGCCGGCUGCCUGCGCUGUUGAGGAUGGACCACAUGUUGUCACUGUUCACGGGAAACCAGAUAAGAUUAUGAAAAACGGGUUAUCUUAGAUGUUCAUGUUUAAAAGUUCUUCAGGAUAAUUUUUCUUGGAUGUUCUAAUCCUCGAUCAAGAAGUUGCAAUCCGGCUUUGAAGGAAGCACUCAGUCGCAGCAUUAGUGAUGAGAAAUGGCAAGAACUCGAAGACGAACGCAGUGGCACUGCAAGGACAACUCGCAGACGUCUUAACGGAACUGAAGAAGCGUCGGUUCCUGCGCAGAAGGAAACUUCUUCUUCGCUUGUGGAGGACACAGCAAAUGUUGUACGUGGUCCAACUCGUUUAGGCACCCCGUUCGUUCGCGUGGGAGAUGAGUGGGUCUUGUCAGGUGAUCCUUAUGCGGCGGCAGACUCGAGGGGGUGGAGAGGUGCUGAGAAUGAUAGGGUUUCUGGCCACUACACCAAUCCUGCAUCAUCCCCGCAGGCUUCUCCACGUGGUACCCUUCACAUGUCGGCCGUUCUUGGUACAGUACUGUCGGAAAUAGAAAAAGAUGGACAACAGAAAGCUGCUGCCACACAGGAAACAGGUGGACUCGAAGGUGGAGAGGAUGAUAUGGAGGAGGGCAGUACACAAGGUACUAAAAAACUGCCGACUUUGAGGAAGAGGACUCGGACUGACUCUCAGAGCACUCUAUCUUAUGGCAAGGACUUAGCCUGAUUAUCUUCUGGUUCGGUGAGAGUGGUUUCGCCUUGACAACAAUAAUGUACACCCUAGUAGUACUGGUCGCAUUGCUCAUCAUGCUUAGAAAUAUCUAGGAGCUCCAGCUGUUGCCACUAGCUCCCGUGAAUCAAGCGACGAAGCCUCCACUACUCUGUACCACCUCUAUUCCUCCACCAUGAAACCUGCAUCUACCACUACCACCUCUAAUCCACCACCAUGACGCCUGCAUCUAGCACUCCAUGGACGCCAGGAUCAAUAUCCACCCCGCCGAUGA